CAACAGCGUUCCCACUGCUUUGUUUCCCGUUUUGCUGACGAUAUAUUAUUUACGAUAUUCGACUUUGAAUUACAUUUGGGAAGUCACAGUAUAACCACACCUAGUAAACGUCAAAAUGGCUACACGAAAGUCACCUCGCCUGAAUGGACCACCGGCUAAAGCAAGAAAAGUGGACGAUCAACAAAACGCUGUUGCCAUUGCCGCCAACGCUGCCGUCGAGGAAGCAACACCACCCAUUUUCAACCUCGUUGACGAUUGCUGCUAUGCCAUUUUGGAUUGGCUGCCACGUAAAGACCUCAACGCAUUCGGCCAAACGUGCAAAUGGGCUCAACAAGUUGCUGCCAACUUCUACCAAAUGAACCACACAGCAGCAGAGUAUAUCGUCAAAUCAUCACGCCAUAUUUCUGUUCCUGAUGUCUUUGAUAUCGAAAACACGCAAAAAAUAUGCAUCGACGGCAUAAACUUGGAUCCAUAUCGCCAAAUUAAAUCAUACCGCAACGAACCGAUCAAGCAAAUUCGCUUGGGAGGAACCACAUUAUCAGUCGCGAAAGUCAAUUGUCUCAAAAAGCUACUACGCACAGUCAAAUGUGUGAAAUUGGAAAGGUACUCAAUCAAAGGCGAUUUGUACGAAAAAUUCCUCAAAUUUUGUACCAACAUCAAGACGCUUUCUGUUGGAUAUUGCUAUAUGCGUAAUGGGAAUCACAAUGAUGGAUGGUUGACCCGAAAAUAUCCAACACUCCAACAUUUGGAAGUAACUGGUGGUAUCGCUCGAAAAUUCGAUGAGCUGAAGACAUUUUUCGAACAAAACCCAAACGUACGUAGCUUCGCUAUCAAGUCUUCUCUUCUUGAGAAGAAUUGGGACAUGUUUAGAACGACCAACAUCAAAUUGGAUGUGUUGGCGAUUUGGUUUGAUUCGGCCAAUGUGACCACAUUUCGUGACAACUUGAACUCACUACAUGGACGUGGUGUUUUCCAACGGUUGCACUGGUAUAGCAGAGAGAUAUCUGCUGAAGAAGCUUCAUUGAAUGCUUUGGAAAAAUUGUCAGUUUGUCCUUGGAAUCUUGGUGAAUGUACUACCAUUUCACCACUUUUGGUUAACAUCAAAGAAUUGAUCAUCAGAUUCUAUCUCAAUGGCUCAACAACUAUGGAGACAACAGCUCGUAAUCUGGUGAACCUCGAACGUGUUUAUCUCGGUCAACCAACAUCCGAAGCAAUUGCGUCAUUCAUUCGUCAUUCAGCCAAGUUGAAGAAAAUCAAGGUCGCCCAUUACAUUCGAAUGCCGAUGCCGAACAGCGCUAACAAUGGCCUUGAUCUUGCGGCGUUAAACAAGGAGCGUGAAAAAUUGGCUGGAGCACAAAAGGUCACAAUCUAUGUUCCAGAAGACAUUUACUUGGCAAAAAAGUGGGCAACAGACAAAACGGACUACGGUUUGAUCGAGUUGAAGCGAGGAAGCUCAUACGAUUGGGACAGAAAUUUCAACUCAUUAUAUUAAUAAUUUAGAUUAAGUGAAUAGAACGUGUUCCAUUGGCAAAAAUUGUUUCACAAAUUGCGAUACUCUAAACGUACAUUAUGAUACAAAAAGCAAGAAAUUCCAAUUUAGAUCAUUCGUUUAGGAAAAAAUGUUUAAUUUUUUCUUUUACGCAAAUAUCCAAAUCUUGAACAACUAUUCAAAUGGUUUAGUCACCGUUUAUCUAUUUUAAGAUCCUUAAAAUUAUUCGGCUUGAUUCUUAAUUAUAUGCUAUAUGCAAUAUUCCAAAUAAAUAUGUGCCCAAUCAUUCAAUAAAAAAAAUAA
This is a messenger RNA of Sitodiplosis mosellana (orange wheat blossom midge), 1792 nucleotides long. RefSeq lists its product as uncharacterized. The transcript has 2 exons. Gene Ontology annotation, molecular function: protein binding. The record is from RefSeq and is a predicted model, not a curated record. Lineage: Eukaryota; Metazoa; Arthropoda; Insecta; Diptera; Cecidomyiidae. Bases 116 to 1492 code for a protein of 458 amino acids.